Messenger RNA from Trichoderma breve, 4731 nucleotides. Its product is annotated as ATPase family associated with various cellular activities (AAA) domain-containing protein. Gene Ontology annotation, biological process: positive regulation of transcription by RNA polymerase II. Gene Ontology annotation, cellular component: nucleus. The transcript is spliced from 5 exons. The record is from RefSeq and is a predicted model, not a curated record. Lineage: Eukaryota; Fungi; Ascomycota; Sordariomycetes; Hypocreales; Hypocreaceae. The coding region runs from base 1 to 4731 and encodes 1576 amino acids. Gene Ontology annotation, molecular function: histone binding; chromatin binding; ATP hydrolysis activity.
AUGGCUGGCAGCAAGAGGAAGAGAGUCCUCGAGGACUUCGAUCCCAAUAAAUCGGAUUCGGAAGAUGAAAACUUCGACCCGAUAGAGGCACGACCCAGCCGAAGCUCCAAGAAAACUCGCCAGUCUAGAAAUGGGAAACCAGGACAGAAGAGGACCAACCGCUAUCGCGGCUCUGACAUUGACGACGACGAAGACGAGUUAUCCGAUAGCGAAGAAGGCUCUUUUGAUGAGGGCACUGAAGAAUCGGAUGAAGAAGCGCCUAGGAAUGCGGCUGGGCGGCGGGCCAGGAAAGUGGCAGUCAAACAGCAAAAUUACAAGGAGAGCAGCGAAGACGACGACGAGGACAUUGAGGAGAAAGAAGAGGAAGAGGAUCCCGAUGAGUUAGACGAUGUUCCCCUCAAGCCUACGAAGCGAGAAACCUCAAGGCUGGUCAAGCUCAAGGUUUCUCGUACAGCCUUGGCCCAGACGCGUAGGACUCGAGGAAACACCGAAGAUGCUGAAGAGUUCAUGGAGCUAUCCACUUCGGGCCGGCACGCCGUUCCAUCCCGGGAAUCACAAAGUAGAAGCCCCGAGGCGGCUGCACGAAAUAUCAGGGCCACCCGCGCUGCCAAGGGGGUGAAGAAAGCCCCCGAGCCAAUUUUGGAGGCUUCCCAUGAGAGUAGCUUCCCGGAGAAGGCGGACGCCGAUGAACCCGAUGAGCUCUCGCAAUAUUCACCAAAUCGUGAGAAGCAGGAAGAAAUUGACUCUGAUAUGCCGGAUGCUGUUAAGGAGGCCAACGAGGACGAAGAGGCCCCAGCGGACGAUUCCGCCGCAGUGAAGCAAGACGUGGCCGAUGAUGACGACGAUGACGAUGACGUACCUACUACUCGGAGGACCAGAAGCUCUCGAGUUACUGCUGGGGCUUCUACAGAGGAAGCCGUCGAAACCACCGAGGCCGUUGACGCUGAAGCUGCGGCCGAGGAAGGGUCGGACGCCGGUGGUGCUCGCCGCUCUCGCCGACUAGCGAGAGGCACCAAGAAAUCCACUCAGGAGCCUAGUAGCGAUUUUGAGCCUGGUGAUGAUUCUGAUGACGCCGAAGAGAAGCAGGGGAAUCUAGACGAUGUUAUGGACAGCCCAACGCCUCGAGGGAGACAGACCCGAUCCCGCGGCCGUACCUCUCGCCGCCGAAACUCUUCCGCUGAUGAGGAGCCUGAUUUCGACUUGGAUGAGCUCAACGAAGAAGCCCGCGAGCUGAGACGCUCAUCUAGGCCUCAUAGAAAGGCCCGGACAGAGUCUCCCAUUGUGUACCAGGAAGGCUCCCGUAGGCGAAAUAAGGUUAACUAUUACAUGCCUCCCUUGACUGCAGCCAACAUCGAAGAAGAAGCAGAAGAUCCUGCACCUACUCCGGCCCGCAAUCGUAGACGAGGCGGCGGCGGCGUUGGCUGGGACAGGAAUCUCAACACCACAUACGGUCCCUUUGGCGGCGGCGGCGAUGUUGGGUCUCUGCUUGGCGGCCCAUGGGGGACCGGUGCCACUGGCGGAGUCGACUCGGAUAGCAGUGAUGAUGAAAUGACACACAGAUCCACUGCCGCAGGAAAUGUUGGUAUGACGCCGACGUCUGCAGUUCCAGCUGGUGGCCUUGUAUCUGGUGGGCAGGGACAUGGCGUCGAUGCUACACCAAACGUGGGCAAGAUCAAAGACCGCAAAGCGCUUGCCGAUGCUGAUCCCCUCGGUGUGGAUUUGAAUGUCGACUUCAGCAAGGUCGGCGGUUUGCAAGGCCACAUCGAUCAACUCAAGGAGAUGGUUCAGCUUCCUCUGCUGUACCCUGAACUCUUCACGAGAUUCCAUGUUACGCCGCCCCGUGGUGUCUUGUUCCAUGGUCCACCAGGUACCGGUAAAACGCUGCUUGCUCGUGCUCUAGCCAACUCGGUUGGCUCUGGCGGCAAGAAGAUCUCAUUCUACAUGCGCAAGGGUGCUGAUGCGCUUAGCAAAUGGGUUGGCGAGGCUGAAAAGCAACUUCGCCUGCUCUUUGAAGAAGCGAGGAAGACCCAGCCCAGUAUCAUCUUUUUUGAUGAGAUUGAUGGACUGGCGCCGGUCAGAUCGAGCAAGCAAGAACAAAUCCAUGCUUCUAUUGUCUCGACCCUCUUGGCCCUGAUGGAUGGCAUGGAUGGACGUGGACAAGUCAUCGUCAUCGGUGCUACCAACCGACCAGAUAACAUUGACCCUGCUCUUCGACGACCCGGACGAUUUGAUAGAGAAUUCUACUUUCCUCUUCCCGACCUCGAGGGCCGUCGGUCCAUCCUUAACAUCCAUACGCAAGACUGGGGCCUGUCGGAUGACUUCAUGCGAUCACUGGCUGAGAACACCAAGGGCUAUGGCGGUGCUGAUUUGAGAGCUCUCUGUACUGAAGCGUCACUCAACGCCAUUCAACGAACAUACCCACAGAUUUAUUCUUCUACAGAGAAACUGCUUGUCGAUCCUGCCAAAAUCUCGGUCCAUGCUUCUGAUUUCAUGAUCUCCAUCAAGAAGCUGAUACCUUCGUCCGAGCGUUCUGCGACAUCAGGAGCACGCCCUCUUCCAAACUCUAUUGCGCCUCUGCUCCGUGAACAGUUCGACGAGGCCAAGCGGGCUCUUGAUCUGCUCUUGCCUCGGAGAAAGAAGACGACCGCGUUGGAAGAGGCCAUGUAUGAGCAGUUCGAGGACGAAGAUCAUGGAUUUGGACGUGAGACACUGAACCAAGAGUUUGAACGCUCUCGAGUCUUCCGGCCCAGAUUUCUCAUCUCAGGGAUUCACGUACAGAAUUUUGACCUUCCCGCCCUCCUCAAUGACGGACGAGCAAUGGAGCAAGUCAUUGUUGGCCUCUUCACUGAAGUAAGGCGCCACAAGCCGAGUGUGAUCUAUAUUCCAAACAUUGACGCCUGGUACACGGUGCUGGCUGGAACGCUGGCGCUGGUCACCUUCCGUACCAUGUUGAGGUCUAUCGCCCCGACGGACCCCGUACUCCUCUUGGCCACCGCAGAUUGCGAAAAGAAAGAUCUCUCACAAGAGAUGGUUCGUGACUUUUUCGGCUACUCUCGCAAAAACCAAAUGCAGAUAACGAGACCGAACAAGGCCAACCGUAUGGAGUAUUUUUCGAAAACGUUGGAUUAUGUGAAGCUGCAACCUCGUGCCUUCCCAGAUCUUGACAACCGCAAGAAGAGAGUUCUCGAGGAGCUCCCAGUAGCUCCUCCGGCACCUGUCAAGCCACCGACUAAAGAAGAGACGAAGGCUCUGAAGAAGAAAGAUCACCAGCUCCUGAAUGCUCUCAAGAUCCAACUACAGCCCAUCAUGGAUCAGAUCAACCGCAGGUACAAGAAGUUCAGACAGCCAGUUCUUCAACAGAACCUGAUUGAGUACUUGUUCCUGGAGGCAGAUCCGAACUAUGUACGACCUGAUUUGACAGAAGGGGAGAACAGGCCCUUCGAAAUUGUCAAGGACAAGCAUGGAAAUGACGUGCUGAUGCACGUCGAGUCUGGCAAGUAUUAUUACAAUCUCGAGACCACAACCAUCGAGGAGCGCCUGUCGAACGGGUUCUAUGCUCGCCCCAAGGACUUCUUGUUCGACAUCAAGGCUCUGGCAAAGGAUGCCAAGAACAUUGGCGAUAAGGAGCGCACUCUCAAGGCCAACGAGUUGCUCAGCAACGUCGAGGUAGAUGUAGCGAGCAUCGAAGCCAGCACAGCCCAUAUUGAUUGGGAAGCACUCUACCAGCGCCAGCAGCAGCGAGCCAAGGAGGCAGCAGAGAAGGAGCGAAAGCGAAAGGCCAUGCAAUCUGUAUUGGAACGAGUCCAGUCGGAUCUUGGCGGAGGCAAUGACAGCGACUCGCAGGGCCCUCUCACCCUUGGAGAACCAGUGCCGGGGGCUCGCACCAUGGCCCGCUUCCAGAUACGAAGCCCCUUAUCCAACGGACAUGGCGAAGCUGGCCAAAAUGGGCAUCCGCUUAGCAAUGGUGUUCCCACUCCAAUAAAGGAGGGCGAUGUUCAGAUGAGCGGGACCGACGACGACACCCAGAAUCUGACCCAAUCCCAAACCUCUCCCAUGGCCCCGCCGCCAAGAUCCCAAGAGUUGUCUUCCUCAGCAAAUUUGGCGGCUGGGGCAACACAGGUAUCUCAACGAGCUGCAAUUACCACCCUGCCUCCUGGGGUAUCACCAUCGGCUGUAAUCAACGAGGCAUCCUCGACUAAGACGUCAGAUCCGUCGACUCAUAGGUCUUCCAACUGGAGCACGCAGAACACAAACGGAAACCAAGAGCACGAUGAUACGUUGCCGGACACUGAGAUUUGGCCUCAUACUCAAGCUAGGGGACCGGCUCUCGACGACAGCUCAUCCGCCUCGCUCAUAAGCCGCCCAUCGCUCGAUUCGCAAACUCACAAGAGCCCGGGAGGUGUGAAGUCGGUGAUAAGCUUGCCGUCUCAUGAUUCAAGCUCGGCGGGGGAUGCGGUUCGCAACUCGGGGUCGUCUUCUCAACCGUUGCAAGUGGAGGGGCAAAUUGAAGAACUUUUGCACAGAGUGGCAGAAUUCACCUCGGGCUGUACAAUUGAGCAACUGGAGCAAGUCAACCGUGAGAUGAUGGACGAGAUAUGGCGAAGCAGACACGAGUGGAAUCGAGUCAAGGUGCUCGGGAACGUGUCAGCAGUGUUCAACGAAGUGAUGAGCGACAUUGAAAACAUGCAGGGCGUGGAUCCACUGAGUCAGCGAGAGGACAUGGACGUGUAG